This is a messenger RNA of Carlito syrichta (Philippine tarsier), 260 nucleotides long. Its product is annotated as delta(3,5)-Delta(2,4)-dienoyl-CoA isomerase, mitochondrial-like. The transcript has 4 exons. Gene Ontology annotation, cellular component: mitochondrion. NCBI's taxonomy places the organism in Eukaryota, Metazoa, Chordata, Mammalia, Primates, Tarsiidae. The annotation marks the transcript as partial. The record is from RefSeq and is a predicted model, not a curated record. Gene Ontology annotation, molecular function: delta(3,5)-delta(2,4)-dienoyl-CoA isomerase activity.
AUGGCUUCCUAUAUCCUGCAGCCCCCGGGAACCGACGUGGCCCGCAUCAGCUGGCACCUCCGUGACUUAAUCACCCGCUACCAGGAGACCUUCAACGUCAUCGAGAAGUGCACCAAGCCGGUGAUCGCCGCCAUCCACGGGGGCUGCAUUGGCGGAGGCAUGGCCCUCAUCACCGCCUGUGACAUCCGGUACUGUGCCCAGGAUGCUUUCUUCCAGGUGAAGGAGGUGGACGUGGGCUUGGCUGCCGACGUCGGGACGCU